Messenger RNA from Salarias fasciatus (jewelled blenny), 1060 nucleotides. RefSeq names its product beta-galactoside-binding lectin-like. The record is from RefSeq and is a predicted model, not a curated record. The transcript has 6 exons. NCBI's taxonomy places the organism in Eukaryota, Metazoa, Chordata, Actinopteri, Blenniiformes, Blenniidae. The coding region runs from base 396 to 803 and encodes 135 amino acids. Gene Ontology annotation, molecular function: carbohydrate binding; galactoside binding; laminin binding.
UCUUACUUUCGGUUCUGGGGGAGUCGGAGGAGACGUGACUUGGAUGAAUCUGUGUGUUUUUUGUUGGAAAUAUUUCAGUUUUUGUGACAAGGAAGCAUCUUUGUUGAGUCCGGGUGACGCCUUAAGCAGAGAGUUGAAGAAUAUUCCGGCUGGUUUUUUGAUAUUAGAUUGAUAAGAUCGGAUUGAGGAUCUGAUCUGUGCUGUCCAUGGGCCGGACUGCAUCUGCGAAGACCACAGAGGAUCCCAAGUUCGGAGGUCACCUAUUUCCCAGGAGGGCGUCAGUCAGCUGGAGGAGCCGCCCUGCAGUGUAUAUAAAGGCCUGUCUGGGUGCAGGGAGGUGAGGCCCUGAAGCAACAUCAUCUCUUCUCAAGAUCUGACCAACAACUUCAGCAAAGAUGCAGAACGGAAUGAUUGUGAAGAACUUGCCCUUCAAGGUCGGACGGACCAUGACGGUUGUUGGAAUCCCUGAACUUGAUUCUUCAAGAGCUGAAAUCAACAUUGGCAUUGAUGAACACCAGCUUGCACUCCACUUUUGUGCUCGUUUCAAUUCUGCUGGAGACCACAACAAAGUGGUCUGCAAUUCCUUCCAGAGCCGAAACUGGGGUGAAGAGGUGAGAGGGGAAAGCUUCCCUUUCCGCCAGGGACAGGAGUUCAAGGUCAUCAUUGAUUUCACUCCGACGAAGUUUGUCAUUACUUUAUCGGAUGGCUCUACAAUCAACUUCCCCAAUCGCAUUGGUGCAGACGAGUACUCAGCCAUGAACUUACAGGGGGAAGUUCAAUUCAUCAGUUUGCAGAUUAAUUAGAUCUCCAUUCUCCCAUGUGCAUGAGGUGUUGCCUCAAAUGCUCAUCAUGUAUUAAUCUGCAAGAUGAGAUUUCAGUGAGAUUAGAACAGAUGCAAGCAGCCACACUUAGAAUGUCAUUCUGACAACUGAUUUGCUUUUCUGUGCUUUUGACAAUUAUUUUCAACCUUUAGCGUCUUUGUUGACAUGAAUCUGUUUUGCUUAAUAAAACUUCAUAAAAUGUGCCAAAGCUUUAUUCUCUGUGCCUUGAAGUGUUUCAC